This is a messenger RNA of Recurvomyces mirabilis, 1389 nucleotides long. It is a transcript of the gene DDI1, whose product is annotated as DNA damage-inducible protein 1. The transcript is spliced from 3 exons. Gene Ontology annotation, biological process: proteolysis. The coding region runs from base 1 to 1389 and encodes 462 amino acids. The record is from RefSeq and is a predicted model, not a curated record. Gene Ontology annotation, molecular function: protein binding; aspartic-type endopeptidase activity. NCBI's taxonomy places the organism in Eukaryota, Fungi, Ascomycota, Dothideomycetes, Mycosphaerellales, Teratosphaeriaceae.
AUGCGUCUCACUGAAAUCCUCACCCUCGACCUCCCACCCGGCUUGUCGAUCGCCGAUCUCAAGGCCUUUGUCAACGCUGAGACCGACCUGCCUCAGGACGGGCAACAGUUCUACUUCAAUAAUACCCCUAUACAAGGCGACAGCAAGACUCUCGAAGAGGCGGGUAUCAAGGAUGGCGACAUGCUAGCUAUGCUGAUGCGGCAGCCUGACCAAGCGAACAAUCAGCAAGGCAAUAUGGGCGCACAGCGAAGACAGCAACAGCGGCGGCAGCCUGCGGGUCGAGCAGCCGGAGGUGCACAAACGGGUACACAUGAGAUUGAGACGGCGAGGCUGAAUAUCCUUGGCAAUCCUGCUGCGAUGGCACAAGUGAGAGAGCAGAGACCGGCGUUGGCAGAGGCUAUCAAUGAUAGCAAUCGUUUUCGGGAAGUGUGGAUGGAGAUGACACGGGAGGACGAGGGACGAGAGCAAGAGAGACAAGAGCAGAUGCGGCUACUGAACGAAGACCCAUUCAACGUGGACGCGCAACGCAAGAUCGAGGAGAUGAUACGGCAGCAGUCUGUGCAGGAGAACUUGCAAUUCGCGUACGAGCAUAACCCCGAAGUCUUCGGCCGCGUAACCAUGCUCUACAUCCCCGUCCUUGUCAAUCGCAACCCAGUAAAAGCCUUCGUCGACUCCGGCGCCCAAACCACGAUAAUGUCGCCCUCCUGCGCCGAAGCCUGCGGCAUCAUGCGUCUGAUCGACAAACGCUACUCCGGUGUAGCCAAGGGCGUCGGAACCGCCGCGAUCCUCGGACGAGUACACGCGGCAGACAUCAAGAUCGGGAGCGCGACGAUGAGUUGUUCUUUCACGGUCAUGGAGGGGAAAGAUGUGGAUCUCCUGCUUGGACUGGAUAUGUUGAAGAGGUAUCAGGCGGUUAUCGAUCUGAGGGUCAAUAAGCUCGUGUUUGGUGAUGGGAACGAGGUUAGCUUUUUGGGGGAGGCGGAUAUCCCGAAGGCGUUUGAGGAGGCUAUGAUGAAUGAACCGACUGUGUCUGGACCUAAUGGAACGGAGAUCGGGGCGGAGACUGGGACUGUGCGCCAGGGUACCUCUUCGUCCACCUCCGGCAAAGCAGCAGCGUCAUCAUCACCCAAUGGCGCCUUUUCUGGUUCCGGCCAAGCUCUCGGAGGCGGCUCUGCUGCUGCUGCAUCAAGAACGUCGAAUGGACCUGUGACUCAUGCGGCUACGCCCACUGCUCAGCGACAAGCCGCUCCGCCAGCAGCUAGUAGUCAUCCUAAGGAAGCCAUCGAUCAGCUGGUGAGCCUGGGGUUCGAGCGAAAUCAAGCUAUUACGGCGUUGGACGCGUGUGGUGGGAAUGUGGACUAUGCGGCCAGCCUGCUUUUCCAGUCAUAG